This is a messenger RNA of Fraxinus pennsylvanica, 963 nucleotides long. The record is from the annotation of a GenBank genome assembly. Lineage: Eukaryota; Viridiplantae; Streptophyta; Magnoliopsida; Lamiales; Oleaceae.
AUGAGUAAGAAAACGAAGACAGUACAGGAUUCCUCCGUCUCUGAGUAUGCUGCUGAUCAAUCUAAAAGUAAUGCCAUUGCAUUCUCUUUUCGCGAACUCGCAACCGCAACUCGCAAUUUCAGGCAAUUCAUUGGAGAAGGUGGCUAUGGGCCUGUGUACAAAGGGAAAUUAGAAAGCACUGGCCAGAUUGUUGCUGUUAAAAAAUUAAAUCAAAAUGGUUUACAAGGGAACAAGGAGUUUUUGGUGGAGGUUCUCAUGCUUUCUCUGCUGCGUCACCCUAACCUUGUCAAUUUGGUUGGUUACUGUGAUGAGGGGGACCAGAGAAUUCUUGUAUAUGAAUUCUUUCCCUUGGGCUCCUUGGAAUCCCGCCUCCAUGAUCUUAAACCUGAUACGCAACCCCUGGAUUGGAAUACGAGAAUGAAAAUAGCAGCUGGUAUAGCCAAUGGUUUGAAUUACCUGCACCACCAGGCGAAUCCACCAGUCAUUUACAGGGACCUGAAAUCAUCUAAUAUAUUGAUGGAUGAUGGAUUCCUCCCUAAACUUUCUGACUUUGGACUUUCCAAGUUUGGUCCACAUGAGGAUAAGACACAUGUUACUACUAGGGUCAUGGGUACUUAUGGGUAUUGUGCACCUGAAUAUGCCGCAACUGGACACCUUACACUGAAGUCAGAUGUUUUCAGUUUUGGCAUAGUCUUGUUGGAGAUAAUCACUGGACUUACAGCAUUAGAUGAAACUCGAGUAAGGGGGAAGCAUAAGCUUCUUGAUUGGGUACGUCCUUUAUUGAGUGAACCUAAGAACUUUUUGCAGUUGGCCGAUCAAAAACUGAAUGGACAAUUUCCAAAAUCCGUGUUCUGUAAGACCGUUGAGUUGGUAUUAAUGUGCAUAAGAGAUAAUGCCCCAUCUCGGCCUACCAUGACUGAAGUGGUGGGUGCUAUGGAUUAUUUGACAUCGAAGAAAAUAUGA